Messenger RNA from Hippopotamus amphibius kiboko, 4092 nucleotides. It is a transcript of the gene TAOK2, whose product is annotated as TAO kinase 2. Gene Ontology annotation, biological process: protein phosphorylation. NCBI's taxonomy places the organism in Eukaryota, Metazoa, Chordata, Mammalia, Artiodactyla, Hippopotamidae. The coding region runs from base 1 to 3702 and encodes 1233 amino acids. The record is from RefSeq and is a predicted model, not a curated record. The transcript is spliced from 15 exons. Gene Ontology annotation, molecular function: ATP binding; protein kinase activity.
AUGCCAGCUGGGGGCCGGGCCGGGAGCCUGAAGGACCCCGAUGUGGCUGAGCUCUUCUUCAAGGAUGACCCGGAAAAGCUCUUCUCUGACCUCCGGGAAAUUGGCCAUGGCAGCUUUGGAGCCGUGUACUUUGCCCGGGAUGUCCGGAAUAGUGAGGUGGUGGCCAUCAAGAAGAUGUCCUACAGUGGGAAGCAGUCAAAUGAGAAAUGGCAGGACAUCAUCAAGGAGGUGCGGUUCCUACAGAAGCUCCGGCAUCCCAAUACCAUUCAGUACCGGGGCUGUUACCUGAGGGAGCACACGGCUUGGCUGGUGAUGGAGUAUUGCCUGGGCUCAGCUUCUGACCUUCUAGAAGUGCACAAGAAGCCCCUUCAGGAGGUGGAGAUUGCAGCUGUGACCCACGGGGCCCUUCAGGGCCUGGCUUAUCUGCACUCUCACAACAUGAUCCAUAGGGAUGUGAAGGCUGGCAACAUCCUGUUGUCAGAGCCAGGCUUGGUGAAACUGGGGGACUUCGGCUCUGCAUCCAUCAUGGCACCUGCCAACUCCUUCGUGGGCACCCCGUACUGGAUGGCUCCAGAAGUAAUCCUGGCAAUGGAUGAGGGGCAGUACGAUGGCAAGGUGGAUGUCUGGUCCUUGGGCAUAACCUGCAUCGAGCUGGCGGAACGGAAACCACCGCUGUUUAACAUGAAUGCGAUGAGUGCCUUAUACCACAUUGCACAGAACGAGUCCCCCGUGCUCCAGUCAGGACACUGGUCUGAGUACUUCCGGAAUUUUGUCGACUCCUGCCUUCAGAAAAUUCCUCAAGACAGACCAACCUCAGAGGUUCUUCUGAAGCACCGCUUUGUGCUCCGGGAGCGGCCACCCACAGUCAUCAUGGACUUAAUCCAGAGGACCAAGGAUGCUGUUCGGGAGCUGGACAACCUACAGUACCGCAAGAUGAAGAAGAUACUGUUCCAAGAGGCACCCAAUGGCCCUGGCGCUGAGGCCCCAGAGGAGGAGGAGGAGGCAGAGCCUUACAUGCACCGGGCGGGGACACUGACCAGUCUAGAGAGUAGCCAUUCAGUGCCCAGCAUGUCCAUCAGCGCCUCCAGCCAGAGCAGCUCAGUCAACAGCCUAGCAGAUGCCUCUGACAAUGAAGAGGAGGAGGAGGAGGAGGAAGAGGAGGAGGAGGAGGAGGAAGGCCCUGAAGCCCGGGAGAUGGCCAUGAUGCAGGAGGGCGAGCACACAGUCACCUCCCACAGCUCCAUCAUCCACCGGCUGCCGGGCUCUGACAACCUCUAUGAUGACCCUUACCAGCCAGAGAUGACCCCAGGCCCUCUCCAGCCACCUGCAGCCCCGGCUCCCACCUCUACCACCUCUUCUGCCCGCCGACGGGCCUACUGCCGCAACCGGGACCACUUUGCCACCAUCCGUACUGCCUCCCUGGUCAGCCGUCAGAUCCAGGAGCAUGAGCAGGACUCAGCCCUGCGGGAGCAGCUGAGCGGCUAUAAGCGGAUGCGACGGCAGCACCAGAAGCAGCUGCUGGCGCUGGAGUCGCGGCUGAGGGGUGAGCGCGAGGAGCACAGUGCGCGGCUACAGCGGGAGCUCGAGGCACAGCGGGCUGGCUUUGGGGCUGAGGCCGAAAAGCUGUCACGGCGGCACCAGGCUAUUGGUGAGAAGGAGGCGCGAGCUGCCCAGGCUGAGGAGCGUAAGUUCCAGCAGCACAUCCUUGGGCAGCAGAAGAAGGAGCUGGCCGCCCUGCUGGAGGCGCAGAAGCGAACCUACAAACUUCGGAAGGAGCAGCUGAAGGAGGAGCUCCAGGAGAACCCCAGCACACCCAAGCGGGAGAAGGCUGAGUGGCUUUUGCGGCAAAAGGAGCAACUACAGCAGUGCCAGGCGGAGGAGGAGGCUGGGCUGCUGCGGCGGCAGCGCCAGUACUUUGAGCUGCAGUGUCGCCAGUACAAGCGCAAGAUGCUGCUGGCUCGUCACAGCCUGGACCAGGACCUGCUGCGAGAGGACUUGAACAAGAAACAGACACAGAAGGACUUGGAGUGUGCACUGCUGCUCCGGCAGCAUGAGGCCACACGGGAGCUGGAGCUACGGCAGCUCCAGGCCGUACAGCGCACACGGGCUGAGCUCACCCGCCUGCAGCACCAGACGGAGCUGGGCAACCAGCUGGAGUACAAUAAGCGGCGUGAGCAAGAGUUGCGGCAGAAGCACGCGGCCCAGGUUCGCCAGCAGCCCAAGAGCCUCAAAGUACGUGCAGGCCAGCGUCCCCCGGGCCUCCCGCUCCCCAUUCCUGGGGCUCUGGGACCACCUAACACAGGCACCCCUAGAGAAGAGCAGCCCUGCUCAUCUGGCCAGGAGGCAGACCAAAGAAUUCUGGGAGAGGAGGAAGCCGUUCCAGAGAGAAGGAUUCUGGGGAAGGAAGGGGCUGACUUGGAGCCAGAGGAGCAGAGGAUAUUGGAGGAAGAGUCAGGAACCCCUAGUCCCAAUUCACAAAAACAUAGGAGCUUGGUUGAUGAGGAGGUUUGGGGGCUUCUUGAGGAGGAGAUAGAGGAGCUUAGAGUUCCAUCCCUGGCACCCCAGGAGAGGAGCAUUGUGGGCCAGGAGGCAUCCGGGGAAUGGAGGUUGUGGGGAAAGGAGGAUGGUAGCCUCUUGGAUGAGGAGUUUGAGCUUGGCUGGGCCCAGGGUCCAGCACUGACCCCAGUCCCUGAGGAGGAGGAGGAAGAGGAGGAGGGGGCUCCAUUUAGGACCCCGAGGGAUCCUGGCGAUGGCUGUCCCUCACCAGACAUCCCCCCUGAACCCCCUCCAACACAUCUGAGGCCCAGCCCUACUAGCCAGCUCCCUGGACUCCUGUCCCAUGGCCUCUUGGCUGGACUCUCCUUUGCAGUGGGGUCCUCCUCUGGCCUCUUGCCCCUGCUACUUCUGCUGCUGCUCCCACUGCUGGCGGCCCAGGGUGGGGGUGGCCUGCAGGCAGCCCUGCUGGCCCUUGAGGUGGGGCUGGUGGGCCUCGGGGCCUCCUACCUACUUCUUUGUACAGCUCUGCACCUGCCCCCCAGUCUCUUCCUACUCCUGGCUCAGGGCACUGCACUAGGGGCUGUCCUCAGUCUGAGCUGGCGCCGUGGCCUUGUGGGUGUCCCUCUGGGCCUUGGGGCUGCCUGGCUUCUAGCCUGGCCGGGCCUGGCUCUACCUCUGGCAGCUGUGGCAGCUGGGGGCAAAUGGGUGCAGCAGCAGGGCCCCCGGAUGCGCCGGGGCAUCUCUCGACUCUGGUUGCGCGCUCUGCUGCGUCUGUCGCCCAUGGCCUUCCGGGCCCUACAGGGCUGUGGGGCCGUCGGGGACCGGGGCCUAUUUGCACUCUACCCCAAGACCAACAAGGAUGGCUUCCGCAGCCGUCUGCCUGUCCCUGGACCCCGGCGGGGUAAUCCUCGCACUGCCCGACACCCAUUAGCCCUGUUGGCAUGGUUUUGGGCCCUGUGCAAGGGCUGGAACUGGCGCCUGGCACGGGCCAGCCAGGGUUUAGCCACCCGCUUGCCCCCCUGGGCCAUCCACACACUGGCCAGUUGGGGCCUGCUUCGGGGUGAGCGGCCCAGCCGUAUCCCCCGGCUGCUACCACGCAGCCGGCGCCGGCUAGGCCCCCCUGCCUCCCACCAGCCACCACCAGGGGCCCUAGCUGGGCGGAGAUCCCGAAGCCGCCAGGCCCGGGCCCUGCCUCCCUGGAGGUGACGAACUCUAGCUCCUCCGCGACCCAGAUCUAGAGCAUUGAGCACUUUAUCUCCCACUACUCAGUGAAGUUUUUCCAGUCCCAGUCCUCUCCUCCCUUUCACCCCUGGCUCCUCGGUAUGCUUCCCCCUUCACCUCCUAGCCCUGUGGGCCGCUGGUCAGGCAGCCUCCUCCACCGUGGAGUGUGGAGAUUAUAUUUUGUGCUCUCCUGAGGCUCCCCGCCCCCCCCCCCCUAAGUUAUUGCUGUUCUCCCGCUGUGUGUGCUCAUCCUCACCCUCAUCAGCUCAGGCCAGGGGCCAGGGGUGGCAGUGGGUGGGAAGAGUCAUGUUUUUUUUUUCUCUCUUUGAUUUUGUUUUUCUGUCUCCCUUCCAACCUGUCCCCUCCCCCCACCAA